Leishmania major strain Friedlin is the source of this 606-nucleotide messenger RNA. RefSeq names its product putative uracil-DNA-glycosylase. The record is from RefSeq and is a predicted model, not a curated record. The coding region runs from base 1 to 606 and encodes 201 amino acids. The transcript has a single exon. Gene Ontology annotation, biological process: base-excision repair, AP site formation via deaminated base removal; base-excision repair. Gene Ontology annotation, cellular component: mitochondrion; nucleus. Gene Ontology annotation, molecular function: uracil DNA N-glycosylase activity. Lineage: Eukaryota; Euglenozoa; Kinetoplastea; Trypanosomatida; Trypanosomatidae.
AUGGCAAAGGGCAAGGUCAUACUGCCCCCCGCCACGGACAUCUUCAACGCGUUCAACAGCUGUCCAUUUCGCGAUUUGAAGGUGGUCCUGCUCGGCCAGGACCCGUACCACGAUCUCCACCAAGCGCAUGGGCUCUGCUUCUCCGUCUUGCCCGAAGUUCCGCUUCCGCCGAGCCUUCGUAACAUAUACAAGGAGCUCACGACGGACAUCCCGGGCUUCCAGGCACCAAGACACGGUUACCUGCAGAGCUGGUCGGAGCAGGGGAUGCUGAUGCUGAACGCGACUCUGACCGUCGAGGCGCACAAGGCCAACUCGCACAGCAAAGCCAGUGGCUGGACCGCCUUCACGGACGCCGUCAUCCAGCACCUUUCCCAGCACCAUCCCAACCGGCUCGUGUUUCUGCUCUGGGGUGGCUACGCGCAGCAGAAGAAGAAGCUCAUAGACGCAAGCCGGCACAUCGUCCUGGAGAGUGUGCACCCAUCACCGUUGAGCGCCAGCCGCGGCUGGUUUGGGUGCCACUGCUUCUCUGCGUGCAACGAGGCGCUGCAGAGCAUGGGCCACCUUCCCAUGCAUUGGCAACUGCCAUUGAAUGCUUCGCUACCCUGA